Molecule: messenger RNA, 1818 nt
Organism: Trypanosoma grayi
Lineage: Eukaryota; Euglenozoa; Kinetoplastea; Trypanosomatida; Trypanosomatidae
Exons: 1
Coding region: 1-1818 (605 amino acids)
Molecular function (GO): protein binding
Source: RefSeq, a predicted model, not a curated record
AUGCGGGCACGACUGAGGGAAAUCCUCACGUGCUGUACCGAUGCGCGGAACGUCAGUGGCACCGCAGACACGGAGCAGGCCACUGCUGCAGUAGAAAGUAAGCAGAUGCGGGAGCGGUGUAUUGCGUCGCUUGUGAGGUGCUGCACGCCGCAGGAAUCCGUCAUCCCACCACUGCGGUGGCGCAAGCGGUACGGCAAGUGGGCGCCGAUUGGGCUAGAAGGCGUGGAGGCAAUCCGUGAGCAGCUGCUGAGACAACAAAACAGCUUCGCGAGGGGCGGCGCCGACGAAUACCGCAGCACACUCGCGUUAGAACUCUACGGGCUUUGGAUUCAGGACGAUGGAGUGAAAGCGCUUGCCCCAGUCAUAACUAGUGAUAACCGGCUCGUCUCCCUUGUGCUCGGUGGCAACAACAUAACGGAUGAGGGUGUUGUGGCACUUCUGUCAGCCCUUGAGCAGAGUCCCAAGUCGCUGAAUCGGCUGGCACUGAACGACAACCCCAUUACAGCUGCUGGUGUGCUGCGUAUUAUUGGCUUCUGCGCAGCCAAAACCCUUCCGUUGACGGAGCUAGUGCUCAGCCGAGUGGGUCGACGAGAAGAACGACGGCAGCAGCUGCAGCUGCAGCAACAACAACGUGCUUCGGAUGAGUCAGGCGCUCUACCUGAGAGCAUGGAAGAUAGCUUUGUGGCUCUUCUUCACUCGGAGAAUGGGGGAACACUGAAAUCCUUUACGUACCGUGGCAGCGACAGUGCUGACUUCGACGCACCCGGUUUUGGGGCUGUUCUGCAAACAGCGCUGUGCCGCUCGAACCUACAGCAUCUCGCCUUGCAGAACUGCUAUACUUCUGUGCCAAGUACUGGGACGCAGCAGCACUCAGCAAAAUCACUGGCAGCACCGUUCACAAUAGCCGCAGCAGGCCUGUGUUCGGCUAGGACAGCACUGAGGAGCCUCGAGCUGCAGAUACCUCUAAGCGAGGAGGCUGUGACGGCUCUGGCAGCCGGUAUUUCUGAUGCAACACAAUUGUCGCGACUCAGUCUGCGCGGGUGUAAUAUGGGUGCUGAGAGUCUUCGCAUUAUUGGUGACGCCCUUGUCACGAACUACACCCUUGUGUGCCUGGAUCUGUCGUACCAGAGCACGGAAAUAGCACAUCCCCUCUGUGACAGCCACUGGAUGAGUCAGGUGCAAGCCGGCCGAGCGAAUUCCAACGUGCAUUCAUCUUCUCGACCGCUUCUCCCCAUCAUGAAGGCCCUCCACCGCAACAGCACUCUUCAGGAGUUGAUUGUGUUGGGCAUCGACAUCGUUGACGAUGACGUGGAGGAGUUGUGUGCGUGCAUCGAGCGCAGUGGCAACAAAGUCAUUCGACACGUGCGGCACACCGGCGUCAAUUCGAAGCCACUCACUAUUAAACUGGAGGGUCUCCUGUCACGCAACUGCAACCUGAUCGGAGACGAGCCGCAGAGGACAUGCAGCGUUGUGGAUUCUGCCAUCCUCACACCAUCAGUGCUCCCGUCCUUUAGAAAUAUUGGGCCAGCACGAUGCAGGCAGACCACCAACACGGAACAGACGCAGGCACUCGACGUGAAACCCUCAAGCGGUAAGAAGAACGCGAUGCUGUCAGUUGUGUCGAGCUGUGAAGAGGGGAAUGUCGCCGCCACCUCCAGCAACUCCAACGCCUCGACAAUGAACUCUGUGAAUUUGUCCGCGUCUCGAGAGGAGCUGGCGUCCGCCACGCGUCGCUUCACGGGAGACGUCUCAUCGAUGGCAUCGCGCAUGUUCUCCCCACGGGAGGCGUCCAGGCUUCCGUACCUGGUCAAUCCUUGA